GGGUGAGUGUGCACGUCUACUGUUGUACGUGCUGGUAUUGCCCUGUGGCGAAGGUGCUACCACUUGUGAGAUCGAUGCGGACCUCUUGCUCCUCCAUCUGCUCGUCCUGCUCCUGCUUCCCCCUUGUCUCCACCUUCUCUUCCCGAUCUUCUGCUAUGUCUCGUCCCGUUCCCCUUCCGUCUCAAUCGGUCCCUCCUUUUGCAGAGGUGUGUGAAGGUAGCAGGUGUAGGCGUGUGGGAGGGUUUUGUCUCGGUGACAGGGACGAAGACGACUCGAGCUCGGAGCCAGAAAGGGAGCGCCAGCACUACCCCAUCGAGCCCGACAUCCAGCAGCUCUGCCUCCAGUUCGGCAUCGACGCGGAGUUGACGCAGAAGCUCAACGACAUCAUGAUCGAGGAUCGCCAGAAGACUUGGGAGCAGGAUAUGGACAAGUUGCUCGAGGUCCUGAAAGGUGCACACACCCCGCGGGCUCUCCUCGCCAUCAAGCUCAAGGACAUGGAGAAAGGCGUGUUCGUCGGCAAGGCGAAGUGCGGGGAGGCGGUGCGCCAGAUGGCCCGCAAGCACCGUCUGGACAAGGGCGCGGCCACUAAGCUGGAAGACGCCAUGUCGAUCCGCGAGGCAAUGGGCAAGGACGUCGACAAGGACCUGCAGCUGCUGGACGAGCACCUCGCCGCCUCGAACAAGCCCUCGGCACUCAUCAGCAUGAAGCUCGAGAGCCUGCGAAAGGGCUUCCACGUCGGUCACUGCAUCUACUCCCGCGAGACGCUGGCCGGCAACCAGGCCCAUGCCAGGGAUUUGCUGAUGCAGUUGGCACGGGGGUUGAUAGCAGGAGGGAAAAAACACACAGACACAACUAAUCGUCGAUUCCCCGGAAAAUAUGGGA
Prorocentrum cordatum is the source of this 882-nucleotide messenger RNA. NCBI's taxonomy places the organism in Eukaryota, Dinophyceae, Prorocentrales, Prorocentraceae. The record is from the annotation of a GenBank genome assembly.